Molecule: messenger RNA, 3030 nt
Organism: Notothenia coriiceps (black rockcod)
Lineage: Eukaryota; Metazoa; Chordata; Actinopteri; Perciformes; Nototheniidae
Product: SH3 and cysteine-rich domain-containing protein 2-like
Exons: 10
Coding region: 36-1157 (373 amino acids)
Biological process (GO): positive regulation of voltage-gated calcium channel activity; skeletal muscle contraction; positive regulation of protein localization to plasma membrane
Molecular function (GO): protein binding
Source: RefSeq, a predicted model, not a curated record
AACGAUUGAAGCGCUCCCUGUCCUUCAAAUCUGUCAUGCGUAGCAAGAGUAUGGACAACUUUUUCCAGCGCAAUAACGGCGAAUCCCGCCCUCCCUCCGCCCUCAUCACUUCCCCUACAGCCCUGCCAUGUCCUCCUCCCCCCAUCUCCUCCUCCCCUCUGGCCUAUGAGCGCACUCCGUCCCAUUCCCCGACCACCAGUCCCAACCUCUCACUGUCAUCCCGCUCACCUUCCAUCAGCCCCUCGCUGUCUAUGCCCUCCAAAAACCAGCUAAAGUCUCCGGUGCAGCCGCUCAAAACCCACUGUUUCCAGGAGCACGUCUUCCGCCGGCCCACCAGCUGCCAGGGGUGCAAACAUAUGAUCCAAGGUAACUCCAAGCAGGGGCUGCGCUGUCGAGCCUGCAAGCUGGCGACCCACCUCUGGUGCUCCUCUGAGCUCUCCCAGCAGCCCUGCAAUGGAAAGUCAGGAGCCUUCAAGAGAAACUUCAGCUCCCCUCUGUUAACCGCGGACACGCUGGGAGUGGUCCGAGAGGCCCCCGCUGCUCAGGAGGCAGAUAACAGCAGUGUUGACCCUGUGUAUGAGGCGCUGCGCUAUGGGACGUCGCUGGCUCAGUUGAGCCGCUCCAGCUUCAGCAGUAUCUCAGAGUCGCCUUGUGACGAGGAAGAAAACCUGCCAGACAUUCUGGAAAACCAGCCGAUCGCUGAAGAGGAGCCCAUCCCAGGAAUGCUCACCCCUCCUGAAAGUGAGAAGGCUGAUUCAGAAGACAGAGUCAGCCUGAAGACUCCUAAGAAAGUGGAGGUGCACUCCAUCCACACAUAUGUGGCUCUCUACAAGUUCCUGCCUCAGGAGAAGAACGACUUGGAGCUACAGCCUGGCGACAGAGUUCAAGUCACAGAUGACUCCAACGAGGACUGGUGGAAGGGGAAAAGCAGAGACAAGGUGGGAUUGUUCCCGGCCAAUUUUGUGCAGCGGGUCCGCCCUGGUGAGCGUGUGUGGAAGGUCACAGAUGGUUUCCAUGGCAACAGAGACAAAGGCCAGAUGACUGUAAAAGAGGCCCAGAUCUGUGUGGGGAAGAACGAGGAGAUUGACGGUUUCCUCCGGCUGAGCAGCGGGAAGAAGAGGGGCCUCGUCCCUCUGAAUUAUCUGUUAGAAAUAUGACGACUUCUCCUUGACCCUCAGUUUGAUAAAGAAAUUCACAAUGAUGACGGAGGAAUACUCAGGAGUGUUUACCCGACACCUCACUGACCGCAAACCACCCACCUCCAUCACCUCCAAAAAGUGGCCGUGAAUUAGCAGCGGAAGUGGGGGAAACUCCACAACUUUGCUUUUUCACUGCAGAAGCUUUUAAGACUCAAAGGAGGCGGGGAGGGAGGGCUACUUUUCUUGUAGCACAACUUUACUUUGUGUGGUUUUAUACACACUCACAACAGAAAUGUAGCAUCAUGUUGAAGAGGAUAGUGUGCAGGAAGUCUGGCUACCUCACUAGCCAUUUCCAUUGGUCACCCGUCGAUUGGACUUCAUUACUAUGAUGUCAAGGCGUGUCCAAGCCUUGUGAGUCUCCAUUUCACUGUUCGUGUAGAGAAAACAAAAGAGAUUGUGAAAGAUUGUAGCUGUUUAUUGUAGUGGCUUGUGCAAUACUUGUUGGUUGUUUCAAAAAACCUUUAACAGUCAAGUAGAUUCGCCUAAAGGGUAAAUAAACCAUGUCGAUCCAGUUUUGUAUGUGCAGAAUGCAGCACGGCUGGAUUCAGGAUAUGUGUCUGUCCUGCUCCGAAUAUAAAAUGAUUCAGGUAAUACAUUGUGUGUAAGAAAAACAUUUGAAAACAAAGUAUUCUCUGCUACAUCUAGGUCACAUGAAAGUCACACUCGCAUAUCACACACAAAUUUCAGACUGCUCUCCCGUGAUUGGAUUACUGUACAUUUUUGCUUUUCACUGCUCCUAUGUGACAAAUGCUUUGCAUGCACCUCUGGGAGCUUUUAUACGCACUUCAAUGACACUCUUUACACACACCCAUGUAACUUUCAAAUCAAACAAGAGUAUCUGCUUCCUGUCAUGAUAUCGUCAGCGUUGUUUAUCUCUUUGUAAAGUCCUGUAAUAAUGGCUGUCCGGUUUCGUACCACAGCGUGACGAUGGUGUGCCGUCUCUACUUUCUGAACCUUUACUUGCAUGGAAGAGCAGAGAAAAAAAGGUAAUUCAGGGGGAUGAAGGAAAACCAAACUUAGUGUUAUUUGUUAAAAAAGGUGGUGAAGUGUUUUCAAAUGUUCUGUCUCACAGAAGCCAUAUUCCAAACUGUUAAAAAAAAGGCUGAAGUGUUCAAGAAUGGCUUGUUUCUCCCAGCUUACUUUGCAUUAUUCUGAGGGACUGUUAUUUUGUCUGUUAUUUAAGGUGAGACACGGCAGAACACCACCACACAUCACUUGAUUUAUUGCUGUUUCAUUAUAAACCACAAGACAGUGACAAACUGCCUUGGUUGCGGCAAUAACUGUAAAUAAAGAUGACUGUAUUUGUAAAUAUCCUUAUAAAGAUAUUAAAUAUAUAAUAAUUCUGAAUAGCGCUCUGAUGAAGAGGUUUGCAGCUAUCCAGCUAAGGGCAUUAACCUCACAGUUAUAAACAACAGGAGAUCAUUAUUUAUUGUAUCCCACUUAACAAUGUAUGCAUCUCUUUGCUCAAUUAACACCCAGCCCUGUCAGCACAAAUCUUUUCAAAUACUAUGCACAACAGUUCUAGUCACUUACUUUAUUUUGUACUCAGCUUAUUUCCAGCGUAGCCACACAUGUGUCUGUAUAUUCCUGUGCUUUUGCCAAGAUUUUAAUUUGGACUCCAGCUUUUACAAAGUGUCCAUCCUUGGAUCAGCCUGCACCAUGCUGUUCCUGAACAUUACCUUCACUGGCUAGAACCAAGGGUGGCUCAGGAUCUGUAUAUUACCCAGGUGAUAUACCUUUCUCACCUCAAUGCACACUACCAGGCUAGUUCUUUGCAUGGCUAGCUGCUUUUUGAUCCUCACAUAUCUCAAUAAAGUCAGAUGAACUGUCA